AUGAGGAAGCAACAAUCCGAAGCCCUCGGUGGCCUCGACGACAAAGAGGUCGUCUGCAACUACUUCAACAACACCGGUUUCCAGCACUGGCGCAAGUUCUACGGCGAAUCCACUGAUGGCGUCAAUAAGGUCCAGCUUGACAUCCGCCUCGGCCACUCCAAAACCGUCGAUAAAACCCUAGAGAUGCUCAAGGAUGUCGGGCCCCUUGUUGGCGACUUCAGAUUUGAAGACUUUGACUGGAUAAAGGCAUAUCGACUAAUAAUGGGAAAUGCUCGUGAUAGAUUAGCACCUAAAUUUGCAGCGAAAAAUGUAGGUCUCUGGUCAAUGGAUCCCAAUAAAAUUGAAGAACCUAAAGGGAAUUAUGCAAAUGAAUUUAUUGAGAGAGUGAGAGCUCGGUUGAGCUUGGUUGAAAAGAAACCAGCGAUACUAUCCCCCUCGCCCUCGAGAUUCGAGGUGAAGGAUUUGGAGAGCUUGGAUGGGAAAUACAACACCGUGGUGUGUCUUGAUGUGUUGAUACAUCUUGAAUUGUUACUCUUGUGA
Messenger RNA from Asparagus officinalis (garden asparagus), 540 nucleotides. Its product is annotated as magnesium protoporphyrin IX methyltransferase, chloroplastic. Bases 1 to 540 code for a protein of 179 amino acids. Lineage: Eukaryota; Viridiplantae; Streptophyta; Magnoliopsida; Asparagales; Asparagaceae. The transcript is spliced from 5 exons. The record is from RefSeq and is a predicted model, not a curated record.